Messenger RNA from Nicotiana tabacum (common tobacco), 882 nucleotides. Lineage: Eukaryota; Viridiplantae; Streptophyta; Magnoliopsida; Solanales; Solanaceae. The record is from RefSeq and is a predicted model, not a curated record.
CUAAAAGGAGAGUACAGAAACUCAUAAAGAAAACCGAACGGUCAAAAGCCUCUGCUCCCAAAUAUAACUCUCCAACUACCACUAUCUCAUAUCCUUAAACGACAUCCUCCUCUUUGUCAAAGUAAAUUAUUUCACAUAUAAUCAUAUCGAUCGAGAGCUUAUAGCUAAUCUAAUAUGUCGUCUUCAUCAGUUCAUCGCUUAUGCAUUUUCUUCUUGGUCCUCUUCUCUGCAGCUUCAGCGUCAGUGGGCAGCGACGAUUUGCCAACAGCAUAUGAAAUUCUGGAGGAGUACGACUUUCCGGUGGGAAUACUCCCGAAGGGCGUGACUAGCUAUGAAUUUAACAGUAGCACCGGCAAGUUCGCCGUCUACUUCAACAAGACAUGCAGCUUCGAAAUCGAGAGCUACAGCCUCCAGUACAAGUCCAAAAUAACUGGAACACUUUCGGAGGAUAAGCUCAGCAACUUGAGUGGCGUUCAAGUGAAGCUUCUUUUCUUCUGGGUCAACAUUGGGGAAGUCGCUCGUGUGGAAGACGAGCUUGAUUUCACCGUUGGGAUUAUUUCUGCUGAUUUUCCCAUUGAUAACUUCUAUGAGUCCCCCCAGUGUGGAUGCGGGUUUGACUGUGUGAAUUCAGGAGGAAAAAGUACCGGCAAGUUCACGCAACUUGUUUAUUCCUCUUAAAUUAAUUAGUAAUCCCAUUCUAUUGUAUUGUUUAUUGCUGUUCAGUUUAAUCUUGUUAGCUCAGAUGGCACAAUGACUAUAAGCUAGCUUCCCUCUUGUUGUAAUAAAGGUUAAAAUUGAAGUUGGAUAUACAAUUCCAAGUAGAAAAAUUCUCGGAGCUUAAGUUAUAGUAGUAAUUAAUAUUAGUAAAAAAAUUAUUUUAUA